AGGGUAGCAUUGGCAGUUAUCGUUCAACUUUCAAACCGUUUGGUCGGUGCAAGCGGGAAAGUGGCUAUCAAAAACAUUGCCGCGAAUCUUCACGCGCGGCGUUCGAAAAUUAAACUUCGACAUUUUUAUUUUUUAAUAGAACCAAUAGUUUUAACUUUUUUUAUGUGUAGCAAAGAAAUGUAUUAGGAUAGUGCUUUUUUGUUGAUAUUUUUUUAUGACCAGAAUAGUAAUGCGGUGAAAUUGUGUUUUGUGAAAGUGUUGAAGGAUUCGGUAUAUUAGCAAUGGAGCCUACGCGGUUUUUUUACAUCGGAUGUACGUUAUUACUGGCUGUUUUAAUAGACGUCGUGCAAUCAACGUGUGUUCUGGAAUCGGAUUUCGGUUUCAAAAUCAACUGCGCUUUCAAAAAGUCCGGCCUGUUUCGCGUGAGGAACUUAGGAGGGCUUAAAGCUCACGCCAGUAUUGGCUUUAGCCUUGGAGACGAGCUGGGCUUCGAGCAGUCUCUCACGAACCUGGACCCGAGCAGACGUCGGUCGGUCAACCUCAGGAAUGGAGCACCCAACAUCGUCGGAGACGCUACCCCGCGCCCCGCCGGGAAACAAGAGAAACGCGGCAAGCAAAAUAGGAUAAUGAUGAGGCCCAUGGCCCCGGCCAGUCGUCCAAACCAAGCAGCCAUGGACAAACUAUCCACCCUACACCGCAGGAUACCCAGUACCAUGCAGCCCAUUGUCGUACCCUCAGCAGAACCACCAAAGACAAUAUCUAGAAUAAGCACCGGCAGCGGACAAGGCAUAACACUCGCCAAGCCUGUGCCCAUGGGAGUCCCGCCUUUCAAGCCACUACCACCCAAAGAAGACACCCUAAAAGUUGUUCCAAUCGCCGCAGCCGCCAAUAAAGUCUACACUCCAUUGCAGAUCCCUCAGUCAAAAGGACCAGGACUCGCAUACCAAAGUGAGAAUUACCCACAAAGCCCAACAUCACACAGUCAAGUAUCAAAAAUGGUUUCGCAAAUGACCGCGGUACAGUUCUCGCCACAGCUACUCAGAAUAACACCAGCGCCAAUCAUCAUUAACACGCCAAAACUUUACUCCGUACCCAUGCCCACUACUGUCAAUCCAUUCGUUCCAAUGCCUGUCGCGCCUCCACCCACACAAGCCAUAUCAAUAAUACCUGCACCAGUAUUGAAACAAUCCAUUCAAACACAUCCAUCAACCUAUUCUCAACACUUUAUCCAAAAUCCUAUUUCUAAUUUUAUAGACCCGGUCCCUAAGCAAGUCCACGACAUCGCUAAUGCUUACAAUACGAAGAAGAUUGAUGACUACAACACGAUCACUGGUUACGGCGAUGAUACGACUCUUAAGUUCAACAAAGAAGAUAUAAAUUCGAAGAUAGCGGAGAUAGCGAGAGCUGGUAAUAUUUCAAUGGAAGCGGUAGAAGCAGCAAUUGCGUUGAGACAACAGCAGCUAUUGAAUAAGUACGCAAACUUCGAGGUGCCGUCAUCGACGACGACAACGACAACGACAACUACGACAACAGAGAAGCCGGUUGUGUUCCAGGCUCAGCCUGAACCGGAAAUUGUCGUAUCUUCUAUAGUUCAGAAACCAAAGAGGAACCCAACCAUCGGCAAAGUGAUGAACGCUCCUCGUGAGUACUACCCGGUGGGGUACGAGAAGAACUUCGACGACCAGUUCCAGUCCAAGGUGGACUUGCCCGAGACCAUGUUCCACUGCGGUGAUCAGAAGUACUUCCCUGGACUGUAUGGGGACGAGAGCCUUGGAUGUAUGGUGUUCCACGUCUGUGCCUUGACGGACGAUGGCCUCGUGAUGAAAUCUUUCCUAUGCCCAGAGUCGACGCUCUUCGACCAAACUAUCCUCAAGUGCAACUGGUGGUUCUACGUCGACUGUAAGAAUACUCGUCGUCUGUACGAUACCAACAUCCCUGUGUCUAAGAGCUACCAGCUCAUGAAAGCCUUGACUUUCUUUUCAUCGUACAAGAAGGAGAUGCAAGAUGAUGGUCGCCCAACAAAUCCCGAGGAAGUAGAAGGCAUAAAAGAGGCUAUAACUAUACUAGAAAAUCAAGAUGCCAGGCCGGUUCAAGGGAAUGGAUCUAAUAAUAUCCAAAUAGUCACUCCUCAACCUAUUGUAGUUGAUGAAAGAAGCAACGCUAAAAUUGAUCCCACAGGACCAUCACCCGUUUACCGUGCUACAAGAAAUUUCAACGUUUCGAACAACGCAAAUGGUUUCAAAAGAAGUCCAUCAAAAAUGAAUAAAGAAGAGCCAAAUAGUUCAGAGUAUAAAUUUAUUACAGUGAAUGCUGGUAUAAACUUUAAUAAAAGUGAUGAUAUUUCAAAGGAAAAGAAAUCUUCUAGAUAUAGCUCAGCAGAAAAUACUUCAAAAUCUAGUUCAGCAGAGAAUACUUCUAGAUUCAGCUCUGUCGAAAGAAAAUAUAGAAGACGUAUGACACUGAAAAAUAGCACCACAACAACUAUCAAACCUGUUGAAUCUACAACAUCUUCAGUAGAUAUCAAGCAGGAAAAUCAACCCACAGAAAAGUUUACUAUCACAGAAGUGAUACAAGAAAAGUUGACUGAUCAGCUCGAACCAAAUCAUAAAUAUGAUUCAUUUUUAGUAGAAUCACAAAACUUACCACCAGUCAAGAGAUUUUAUAGAUCAAGUGCUGAAAGUAGUAAAGAAGAAAAAGAAAUGGCUAUGAUAAAUAAUGAAAAGGUGCAAAUAGUAAGGCCUACAUCUAUGGCUAGACUUGUAGGAGAGUAUCAAACUCCUACGGCUACAAUAGCUAAGUUAGAUGAGGCAGUGUUAGGUAAGCCAAAAAAUAAGAAGUCUACAAUCUCAAUUGUAACCCCUGAAAUUCACAAAGAUCGGUAUAAUCCGACCGGGGAUCAAACGUAGUAAACAAUUUUCUUAGUCAAUAACUAAACUUAAGUGUCAUAUAAAACUCUUGUUAAUUUAUUUAUUUCUCUUUAGUACGCGAGCAUAAGCCACUUGCAGACUUCGUACUUGCUCAAUGUUUUUUAAUGUAGUCUAGUGGAAUCAGUCAAGUGAUAUUACGGUGUAUGUUUAGAUGUAUAGAAAUAAAAUUAUGUUUCCUAAA
This is a messenger RNA of Plodia interpunctella (Indianmeal moth), 3108 nucleotides long. RefSeq names its product mind the gap (gene mtg). The record is from RefSeq and is a predicted model, not a curated record. Gene Ontology annotation, molecular function: chitin binding. The transcript has 7 exons. Gene Ontology annotation, cellular component: extracellular region. Lineage: Eukaryota; Metazoa; Arthropoda; Insecta; Lepidoptera; Pyralidae. Bases 282 to 2906 code for a protein of 874 amino acids.